This is a messenger RNA of Ailuropoda melanoleuca (giant panda), 5653 nucleotides long. RefSeq names its product zinc finger protein 684 (gene ZNF684). Gene Ontology annotation, cellular component: nucleus. The transcript is spliced from 7 exons. Gene Ontology annotation, biological process: regulation of transcription by RNA polymerase II. The record is from RefSeq and is a predicted model, not a curated record. Gene Ontology annotation, molecular function: DNA-binding transcription factor activity, RNA polymerase II-specific. NCBI's taxonomy places the organism in Eukaryota, Metazoa, Chordata, Mammalia, Carnivora, Ursidae. The coding region runs from base 1804 to 2946 and encodes 380 amino acids.
AGGACCCUGAGGUCAUGACUGGAGCCAAAGGCAGACACUUAACCGACUAAGCCAGCCAGGUGCCCCAAAAGGAUGUUUUUAAAAGAUGAGAUAUAAAAAUAUGUUUUUAUGACAUUGAAAAUGCCAGUAAAGCCAAUGGCUACUAAUAUCAAGUGGGCACUUAUUGCUACUGAGGAAUAGUACUAUAUUUCCUUAAUCCAUUCACUCUCCGACAUUCCUAAAUAACUCUCAUUAGAAUCUCAGAUGCCAUUGGCUAUAAAAUACAUAAAUAUUUCGCAUACUCUAAAAAAGAAAAAAAAUGCUGCCGGUUAAACUAUGGCAUGCCAACAUUUGUAAGAAAGCAAUUUCGCAGAUGUUGAAAUAUGAAAAGUGUAUUAGAAUCAAUGUAAUACUGUAUUUCUGUUCUCACCUCAAACCUCCAAUACCUUCUCCCUAUCUACAUUUUCAGCUUCCUAUUUCACUGAGAAAAUGGAAGCACUCAGAAAAGGACAUCCUGAUUCUCCCACCACCAAAUCUGUAUGCCUAUCUGCCUCUGUAGCUAUAAAUUCUGGCUCCCUUUUUAUUUCAAUAGAUUAAUGGUCCAUACGCACAACUGAUCCUUCCAAUGUGUACUGGAUUCCAUCCCUUUUCUCAAGGACUUUCUUCCUGCAACUGUCCCAUGUCUCCCAUAUUGUCAUUUUCCCCUUCUCCGGUAUCAUUUUAAUUAGCAUACAUACUAUAAUUUCUUCUAGCUUAAAAAAAAAAUCUGGACCCCAAAUCCAUAUGCAAUGACAGCUUUCUUUUUCUACUCAUCUUUAAAAAACCAAACUUCUUAAAAGUACUGUCUAUAUUUGCUUUCUACACUUCCUCUCUUCCCAUUCUUUCAUCCCACUCUUAUCAGAUUCUUAUCAGAUUUAAUCAAACUUCUACUACCACACAAAACCGGCACGUUUUAACAGCUUCCACAAUCCAAUGGUCAAUUCUUAGUUAUUAUCUUACUUAUCACUAGCAUUUAACACAGUGGAUCACUCUCCACCUCUCGAAACAUUUUCUUCCCUUGAUGUCGCAGAUCCAAACUCUUCUACUUUUAAGUCUGUCUCACACAUUAUCGCUUCUUCGUCUUCUUUCUUGGGUCCUCUUCAUCUCCGUUGUAGGGACUGAAGCUGGCGCAUUGCUAGAAGAAACUAAACUAAGGGUAGAUUAUUAUCUUACACCGCUGAUUUAGAUUUUCCAGUUCUUAAAAAUUCUGAUGUCUUUUAUAUUUUUUAACGAAAAUGAUAUAUACACCUCCCUUUUAUAAAUGGGCUCCGCUCUCAAGGAAGCCUCAGAGAAACCAACCCAGGAAUCUCUCCGCAAAGAGGCGGAUGCUUCUGACGCCUUCCGGGAACGAGGUCCACAGGCCUUAUAGGAAAUGUAGUUCCCUAUGAAUGGCCUGCACCGCGGAGGGACCUGGGAACCUGGGAGUCAGUUACUCCCGCACACGCGCAGUGGGGCGGUAGCCGGUAUUCCGUAAUCUCCCAACCUGCCGCGAGGGAGGUGAGAGCCGAGUCUCUAGGAGAGCUCUGUAACCUGAUCUCUUAGAAGCAAAUUUGGGAGCGUGACGGGAAAAGGCAGGUAGAGAUGACUGUGUAGGAAUAUGUGCAUCAAGCUGUACCUUUCCUGGUUACAAGAACAUCAUUGGCCCUGCCAGAGCCUGCAAAAGAACCACCGGUAGAGUUUGGUGCUUAUAAAAUAUGGACUUUUCUGACGUCUCCUAGAAUCAUCGUUCUCCCACUAGGUGACAUUUACUGAAGCUGCAGUAUCUCUGUGUAAGAGCUGCAGAAAAUGAUCAACUUCCAGGGAUCAGUGACAUUCCAGGAUGUGGCUGUGGACUUCACCCCAGAGGAGUGGCAGCUGCUUGACUGUGAUCAGAGAACCUUGUAUUGGGAUGUGAUGUUGGAGAACUUUAGAAACCUCAUCUCAGUGGGGGGCCCAGUUACCAAAACAAAAGCGAUCUUCAAGGCAGAGCAAGGACAAGAGCCGUGGAUGGGGGAGAGAGAGAACCCACGUUGGCGCUAUCCAGAAGCAGAUUGCCUACAUGUUGAUGAAUCAGAGAAGCACCAGGAAAGCAAAGACAACUUUUUGAAUUCAGUUUUGUUCACAUUCAAUAAAAUUCUGACUAUGGAGAGACUCCAUGGUUAUAACAUGAGCACAAGUCUUAAUUCUACAAGAAAAAAAUCAUAUAAAUGUAAAUCAUAUGGGAAGAGAUUGCAACCUACUUUAGACUUACUUAAUUAUAAUAGAUGUUAUACUGGAGAAAACUCAUAUGAAUGCACUGAAUGUGGGAAAGCCUUCAAAAAGAAGUUUCAUUUCAUUAGACAUGAAAAAAAUCAUACAAGAAAAAAACCCUUUGAAUGCAAUGACUGUGGGAAAGCCUAUAGCAGGAAGGCUCACCUUGCAACUCAUCAGAAAAUCCAUAAUGGAGAGAGACCCUUUGUGUGCAAUGACUGUGGGAAAGCAUUUAUGCAUAAAGCACAACUCGUGGUCCACCAGAGACUCCACACUGGAGAGAAGCCUUACGAAUGCCAUCAGUGUGGGAAGUCAUUCACCUGGAACUCUUCCUUUACCCAACAUGUGAAAUCGCACACACUUGAGAACUCGUUUGAAUGUAAGGAAUGUGGGAAAACCUUCAGGUAUAGCUCAUCCCUUUAUAAACAUUCUAGAUUCCAUACAGGAGAGAAACCCUACCGAUGUAUUGUCUGUGGCAAAGCCUUUGGUAACACAUCUGUGCUUGUUACACAUCAAAGAAUUCAUACAGGAGAGAAACCAUAUGGGUGUAUCGAAUGUGGCAAAGCCUUCGUCAAGAAGUCCCAUCUGCUUAGACAUCAGAUAACUCAUACAGGAGAGAAGCCCUAUGAAUGCAAUAGGUGUGGGAAAGCAUUUUCCCAGAAGUCAAAUCUUAUAGUCCAUCAGAAAAUUCAUACAUAAUAUCCACGUUGUGAAUAUGACAAAGGCUUAAAUAUUAGAUAAAUCUUACUAAACAAAAUUCAGAGUGAGAAAUCCUCCAUUUUGAAUGUAUUUGAAAGAGUAGAUUCCUGUAAAAAAGAAUCCAUGCCAAUCAUAUUCUGGAAGUGAUAAAAAAAGUUUUUACAGAAAAUGUCACAGAAAACAUUGAUUUAUAAAUAAUAGAGCAUAGAGCUUAGAAAGUAAGCAUAAAUUAAUCAAGAAUCAGUGAAAACUAUACUUAUCUCUGAUUUUUAUUUUUAUAACUAUAGAAUUAUACAAGUGUGAGUAUAAAAUAUGCUUAUGUAUUACAUUAAAUUAUAUCAAUCAAGGGUGAAGUACAUGUCAUUUUUCUUCCAAUCCUAACGAAAUGCAAGUGAAAAAAUGUUUAAUAUGAAAUAUGAAUUUCAGUAAUAUUUUUAUCCAUUUGCUGGCACUUUUAAUGGGCAAAGCAGGGUUAUUGAUCUGUCUCCUCUAGUUAUAAAGCUUGUUAUAAAAACGUUUUCCUAUGUAUGUAAACAGCAAAACAACCAAUUUAAGACAUCAUUUGAGAGGGCAAAGCAGUUGUAUUCUGUAUUACAAUAAGUAUUCAGUUGAGAAGAAUAAGUAUUUAAAUAAGUUUGUAUAUAAAACAUUGGCACUUCAAAUAUUCCUGUUCUUUUUCAUCGGUGUAUCUACGUAAGAUGUGAGUGUAGCUCGAGCAGUGUCUGUUGGGUACCAUCUGUAUUUGAUUUUAAUAAGUAGGGUGUCAUGAUACUUUGCAACUUUUGGGGAGUGAGUUUUUGUGUCUGUUUUUGUUUUCUUGUAAGAAAUUGAUACAGGUUUAGCUCUUAGGGAGCUAAGUGGAAUUGUCCUUGUGACAGCAUAGGCAGCAUUAAUCAAGUUGAAAAGAGCCAGUUUCUCUGCUUAGCAACUUCCCUCUGGAGUGUGACAUGUAAGUUACACAUAUUCCCUUAAAAGGACGAACCACCCAUUAUUUAAGCUUGAGUUUUUAUUGCUGUCCACAGUGUUCCUUGAUAAUGUCAAAAACCUUUAUGCCUUCUUGAGUGGUGACAAAACAACCUGAACCUAAAUUUGGAUAUCAUGCCUUUUCAAGUUUAAGCUAAGUUACAACUCUGUUGUGUUGUUUUUCUUCCAUUAGCCAUUUUUGAAGAGUAAUGUUGAGUAAUCAUUAUAAAUGAAUGAUAGUACUUUUUUGGUUUUUUUGUUUGUUUGUUUUUCUCAUUAAACUUGUUUUUUAAUGGGUCUCAAAAUUCUGUGACAGAUUUUUGGUCGUUUCCAUUAAAAAGUACUGAUUUUAAAAACUAAUAACUUAAAACUGCCACACACACACACACACACACAAAAACAAAUGGUCCACAAAACAUUCUCCUUUCCUUCUGAAGGUUUUAUGAUGCAUUGCUAUCAUUAACCAGUCUUUUACUAUUAAACUUAAAUGGCCAAUUGACACAAACAGUUCUGAGACCGUUCUUCCACCACUGAUUAAGACUGGGGUGGCAGGUACUGGGGAUAAUAUUCAUUUAGCCUUCUGAGCUUUCUGGGCAGAUUUGGUGACCUUGCCAGUUCCAGGUGCCUUCUUGUCCACCGCUUUGAUGACACCCACAGCAACUGUCUGUCUCAUGUCACGAACAGCAAGACGGCCCAGAGGAGGAUAGUCAGAGAAGCUCUCAACACACAUAGGCUUGCCAGGAACCAUAUCAACAAUGGCAGCAUUACCAGAUUUCAAGAACUUGAGACCAUCUUCCAGCUUUUUCCCAGAACGACGAUCUAUCUUCUUCAGCUUAGCGAACUUGCAAGCAAUGUGAGCUGUGUGACAAUCCAGCACGGGUGCAUAUCCAGCACUGAUUUGGCCUGGAUGGUUCAGGAUAAUCACCUGAGCCGUGAAACCAGAUGCCUCCAUUGGUGGGUCAUUUUUGCUGUCACCAGCCACAUUGCCAUGACGAACAUCUUCGACAGAUAUGUUCUUGACAUUGAAGCCCACAUUGUCCCCAAGAAGAGCCUCGCUCAGCGCUUCAUGGUGCAUUUCAACAGACUCUACUUCAGUUGUAAUGUUGACUGGAGCAAAGGUGACCACCAUGCCAGGUUUAAGAACACCAGUCUCCAUUCGGCCCACAGGGACAGUACCAGUACCACCAAUUUUGUAGACAUCCUGGAGAGGGAGACUCAGGGGCUUGUCAGUAGGACGAGUUGGUGGCAGAAUGCAAUCCAGAGCUUCAAGCAGUGUGGUUCCACUGGCGUUCCCAUCUUUACAGGUGACUUUCCAUCCCUUGAACCAAGGCAUGUUAGCACUUGGCUCCAGCAUGUUGUCACCAUUCCAACCAGAAAUUGUCACAAAUGCUACUGUGUCGGGGUUGUAGCCAAUUUUCUUUAUGUAGGUGCUGACUUCCUUAACAAUUUCCUCGUACCUCUUCUGGCUGUAGGGUGGCUCAGUGGAAUCCAUUUUGUUAACAACAACAAUGAGCUGUUUUACACCCAGUGUGUAAGCCAGAAGGGCAUGCUCACGGGUUUGCCCAUUCUUGGAGAUACCUGCUUCAAAUUCGCCAACACCAGCAGCAACAAUCAGGACAGCACAGUCAGCCUGAGAUGUUCCUGUAAUCAUGUUUUUGAUGAAGUCUCUGUGUCCUGGGGCAUCGAUAAUGGUCACGUAAUACUUGCUGGUCUCGAAUUUCCACAGGGAGAUAUCAAUGGUGAU